UGCACAUAGCAAAUACAACCCCAACCCCACUUCACUCUCAACACAUACACCAUUACACACAAAGUGUGUGUUUUGUUCUUUUUUUGACAAUCUUUGCUCAAAAACUGGUUUUUGUUUCAGAUAAUUUGUGGGUUUUUCAAGAUUUUCAAAUCCCAUGUACACUACAAAUUCUCUUUUAAUUUUAUGUAGUAAAGCUUAAACCUUUAUCUUUAUAAACAUUUUCUUGAAUUUGCACUAUUUGCUCAAAAAAUUGUUUUUGUUUCAGUUAAUUUGUGGGUUUUUCAAGAUUUUCAAUUCCCAUAUACCCUGCAAAAUUUCAUUAAAUUUCAUGAAGUAAAGCUUAAACCUUUAUCUUUAUAAACAUUUUCUUGAAUUUGCAUUAUUUGCUCAAAAAUUGGUUUUUCUUUCAGUUAAUUUGUGGGUUGUUCAAGAUUUUCAUUUCCCAUAUACCCUGCAAAUUUUCAUUAAAUUUCAUGAAGUAAAGUUUAAAACUUUAUCUUUAUAAACAUUUUCUUGAAAUUGGACUGUUUUUUGAAGAAACAAAGACAUGAUGCACACAAAAUCAGAGUCAGAUGUCACCAGUUUAGCCCCAUCAUCACCAUCAAGAUCACCAAAAAGGCCUGUUUACUUUGUGCAAAGCCCAUCAAGGGACUCACAAGAUGGUGAUAAAUCAUCAUCAAUUCAAGCUACACCUAAUUUCAGGAGCCCAAUGGAGUCACCUUCACAUCCUUCUAUGGGUAGGCACUCCCGGAACUCAUCUUCCAGUAGGUUUUCUGGGAUUUUCCGGUCACAUUCUGGCCGGAAAGUUCACCGGAAAAGGAAUGAUAAGGGGUGGCCUGAGUGUAAUGUGAUAGUGGAAGAAGGAAAGUAUGAUGAAUAUGAGGGUGACAAGAGGUUUACUAGAAGGUUACAAGCUUUAAUGGCUCUUUUGAGUUUUAUUGUUUUGUUUACUAUUUUGUGUUUGAUUAUAUGGGGUGCUGCUAGACCUUAUAAAGCUGAGAUCACUGUUAAGAGUUUGGCUAUGAAUAGCCUGUUCAUUGGGGAGGGUUCAGACUCAUCUGGGGUCAUAACCAAGAUGUUGACAAUCAAUGGUUCGUUGCGGCUCGGUGUUCAUAACCCGGCUUCGUUCUUCGGCAUUCAUGUUAGCUCCUCACCGGUGAACCUAAUCUAUUCAGAGAUUGUGAUUGCAACCGGUCAGUUAAAGAAAUAUUUUCAACCAAGAAAAAGUCAAAGGACCGCCAUUGUGAACUUGGAAGCAACAAAAGUACCCUUGUAUGGUGCGGGUUCAACCCUAGUGAUUUCUGAUGCCGGAGCAUUUGAAAUCCCAUUGAAGUUAGAGUUUGAGAUUCGAUCAAAAGGGGAAGUCGUCGGUAAACUAGUAACCACAAAGCACCGGAGGCAAAUUUCUUGCAAUAUCACAUUGUCGUCGAAUAUAAACAAACCAAUCAGAUUCAGAAAGAGUUCUUGCACCUAUAAAUAAAAGAUGAUUUUAAAGAGUUAUUUGUAAAAAUGGAGUGAAGAUUUUAUUUUUUAUUUUUUAUUUUUUAUUGUUUUGAUUUUAUAAGCAAGACAUUCCAUUAUUUGGUAUGUUUUAAAAAUGUGUAAAUGUUGGUUGGUGUGGUAAUAAAAUGUCAUGUGAAUUAAGAUCA
Messenger RNA from Helianthus annuus (common sunflower), 1649 nucleotides. RefSeq lists its product as uncharacterized. Lineage: Eukaryota; Viridiplantae; Streptophyta; Magnoliopsida; Asterales; Asteraceae. The transcript has 3 exons. Bases 548 to 1480 code for a protein of 310 amino acids. The record is from RefSeq and is a predicted model, not a curated record.